GUAAAUGUGUUAAAAAGUUUUUAAAAGCCAGUAAACAUUGUUAAUGUGUUAAUAUGCUAGGUUAAAAGUAACUAAAAAAAAAGCAUAUUUAAUAUACGUUUUAUAUAAACAUUAAUUUACCUGAUUAUUUAAACUACGUGGUAAGUGUUCUCUAUCAAAUUAUAUGGCUGUUUUAACAAAUUUAAAAUCGAGUGAAUAUUUUCUAGAAAAUGUUAUUUUCAUUGACAUUGAAGCUACGGGGCUUUAUCCAUCUACUGAUCGUAUAAUUCAGAUUGCAAUGCUAAAAAUAAAAAAUAAUGGUUUGAUUGAGACCUACCACAAGUAUAUUAAUCCUUGUAUGUCAAAAGCAGCUCAGAUGGAAGCUUUUCAAAUUCACCAUAUUAGUCCUGAGAUGUUGAGCAAAAAAAAUACUUUUGCUAGCCAUGUUCAAGAAAUUUAUGAUUUUAUUGGUGAAACAAAAUAUUUAUGUGCGCAUAACGUAUGGUCCGAUUGGAACUAUCUUUUUGCAGAAUUCACACGUUCUGGAAAGGUUUGGGCAAAUUUGUUAGCAAAUAAAGAUAUAACCUUAAUCGACACAAACAAACUGACUAUCAAAGCUUUUCCUAGCUGCGAUAGACAAAGUUUGCAGUCACUUUCAAAUUACUUGAGUAUUGUCAUAACUCAUAAUGAUGUUAAUAAAAUAUUCGACAAAAGUGAUGACCAAACGCAAAAUUCAGUUUUUAAGAUUGAAUCUGCUGCAAAUUUGCAUGACGCUAGGACAGACACUAUGGUAACUAAAUUACUGAUUUUCAAAGCAAUCGAAAAAUUAUUUAGUCAAACUCAUAGUAAAUUUUUUUCACUUAGAGACAUUGUUGAAAAGCACCCGUAUUCCGCUACAAAAACAUCUCUUUUAGAACUUUUGGAUAAGUUCAACGAUGAAACUAAUAACGAAUCGGAUUCCAUGUUAUUAGAUCUUGCAAAUAAUCACAUUACGUCAUUAAAAAUGGCUCGCGGAAAACUUAUCAAAGAUCUAAGUAGUUUCUAUUUACAACAAGAGAUUUUUUACUUUUCUAAAAAUUUAAAAGAUAUAAAUAAAGAAAGAGAAGUAAAGUUACGCAAACUUAUUCUUAAAUACAAUAAAGCUUGAGAAAACAUUUUUAGAAUAUAUAAUUGCUCUUGAUAUAAAUUUAAUAAAACAGUGUAUUUGUUUUUAAUAUGUUUGAAUGAUAUUUAAAAUACAAUAAUAUACCAAAAU
This is a messenger RNA of Hydra vulgaris (swiftwater hydra), 1234 nucleotides long. The record is from RefSeq and is a predicted model, not a curated record. Lineage: Eukaryota; Metazoa; Cnidaria; Hydrozoa; Anthoathecata; Hydridae.